UUACUCCCCCACCUGUGGGUAUCCUCCCAAACUAUCACUAUUUCACUUAGUGAAACUACUAAACUACAAGAAAGACGAAGUGUGACCCACAUCUCCUUCGACACAUUUGACAUGACCACGAUAUGUCUGCAGGAAUUUACAGUGUGGACUUUUGUCUCCUGUAUCAAGGUUUACGCUCAAGUGGUGAAGCAUCCAGGCCUGCAGGUGUUGGCCACGGCCUCACAUUAUUGGCCUCUUGAUGCUGUGGACGGAAUCCAUGAACUGUGGGACCAGAUUGGAAACAGACCAGGUUAUGUUAACGGAAGUAACAUAACUCUCAGAAUCCACAACCACACUGUGCUCCCUUCCUCCCAUAACUCUUCCUAUGUGUAUACCAAUGACUCUGCCUACACUAACAUUUCUGCAACAGUAGAUAUUGUUGAAGGAAUGGUCAACAAGGGCAUCUUUCUGAAUGGAGAUAACGGCGGUACCUUUCUCCACUUUGGAAACUACCAGAACUCUUGUAUUAGUGACCCUACUUGGUGUGGUCCUGAGGGAAUUACCUUCUCCUUUUUUUGGAAAAACCAUGAGUCAGAGUCCCGUUUUGCUGUAGCCUCUGGAGGGAAAGUUAUCUCUAAUGGCUUCUCUGUCUACACCAAUAACUAUGGCGGAUACGUGGAGUUUUACACUCGAGGCAACAACCACAGAUGGAAGGCCAACAUCAAAGUUCCAGGGCCUUACUGGACCCACAUUCUCUUCACAUGGACAACAAAGGAUGGUCUGAAAGUAUACAUUAAUGGGACCUUCAUUGCUGGUGACACAGCUGGCAGUGUCUCAGAGAACUACGGGGACCCCUACCCAGACCUUGUCAUCGGAACUAGAAACGACAGAGCAUCUGGUCACUAUGUAACAGGCGCCUUUGAUGAGUUUGUCAUCUGGGAAAGGGCCCUUUCACCUCACGAGAUCUUGCUCUACUACAGUGCAGCCAUAGGCCAGGCCAUGGUUUCUGUCACAACACCCAGACUCUCCAAAGAAAUCACUUCAACUGCAGCAACAGUCACAGCCACUGAAGUGAGUCCUCCUGUCGUCAGCAGUAAGCACGAGGACGUCCAAAGCUCCCAGGACCCGGAGUCCUUGCCGAUGUUGGGCUUCCUUAAGGCACUGCCCAAUAGGACCAUUCCUCACAACACUGCCAACAACCUCACACAGGCUUUUCUCAAAAGUGUGGAAGAAGUGCUGUCCUCUCCAGGGCUGCCUGAGCAGCAGUCCAUCCCUGUGGUCAGCGGUCUUAUCGAGACCGUGGACAGAGUGAUGGAACACAUGGUGACUAACCUGGAGCCCAGCCCGAACUCUCUCAUCUCUCUGGGUGGAACAUCUUUUGUUGCAGAUUACUCUCUGAUGAAAUUCCCACAGAACUACAACCUGCCACAUUACCGCUUCCCCACACAAGGCAAGAGUUACAUCUCCGUGCCCGGAGAGGCCUUCACCAUGCAGUCUCAAACCACCAUAGUUGGCCUCUUCUACCACAACAUGCACAACUACUACAAGGAGAUCAGCCCUGUCAAGACCAGGAUUAAUGAAGCAGCUGAUUUCAAGAAUCACAAGAUCCAGGUAGCAAGCUGUCUGAUCUCUCUAAAAGUGGAGCCUUCACCAGCGCUGUCAGUCAACCUCUCUGGAGCCCCACUCAUUAAGAUUGUCCUCACCCACAUUCUGACUAAAGAACAGCAAGAGCAAGUCCUAAAUCAGAGCAAUAAAGUCUUCCUCUACUGUGCUUUCUUGGACUACAGUUCAAAAGAGGGAGUAUGGUCCAACGAAGGUUGUGUACGCUCAGAUGGAAACAUGACAUACUCUGUGUGUUUGUGCAACCACCUUACCAACUUUGCCAUACUUAUGCAAGUGGUUCCCUUAAAGCUCACUACUGGCCACAGGGUGGCACUAUCAACCAUCGGUUAUGUCGGCUGCUCAAUCUCCAUCUUCUGUCUUGCCAUCACUCUGGUCACUUUUGCAGUUCUGUCGUCAGUGAGUACCAUUCGUAACCAACGCUACCACAUCCACGCCAACCUGUCCUUCGCCAUCCUGGUGGCUGAGAUCUUACUGCUCAUCAGCGCUCGCUUCGAUCCGGGCACGCUGCCUUGCAAAGUCAUGGCUGUCCUGCUUCACUUCUUCUUUCUGAGCGCCUUCGCCUGGAUGCUGGUGGAGGGCCUCCACCUCUACAGUAUGGUGGUCAAGGUGUUUGGCUCUGAGGGCAGCAAGCACUUCUACUACUAUGGCAUUGGUUGGGGCUCUCCAUUGGUAAUAUGCGUGGUAUCCAUGACAUCAGCUCUGAACAGUUAUGGCGAGGUUGACAACUGUUGGCUGUCACUGACGAAUGGAGCCAUCUGGGCAUUUGUGGCACCGGCUCUUUUUGUCAUUGUGGUGAACAUUGGCAUUCUGAUAUCCGUGACCAGGAUCAUAUCUCGAAUCAGCGGAGAGAGCUACAAGGUUCAUGGAGACGCCAACUCAGUCAAGCUGACUGUGAAGGCGGUGGCUGUGCUCCUGCCUAUACUCGGCAUUUCCUGGAUCUUUGGCGUUCUCGCUGUCAACACACACUCUUUGCCAUUCCUGUAUAUUUUUGCUGUAUUCAACUCGUUACAAGGGUUCUUUGUCUUCUUGUUUCACUGUCUUCUCAACUCUGAGGUCAGAGCUGCUUUCAAACACAAAACCAAGGUGUGGUCUCUUACCAGCAGUUCCAUCCGAAACAUCAAUGUGAAGCCGUUCAACUCUGACAUUAUGAAUGGAAACAAGGAGGGCGUGACUCCCACCAAGAUGAACACAUGGGACAAAAGUAGCAACUCAGCAAAUCGUAUCGACCUCUCCGCCGUGUAGAACCAUUUCUGUCCGUGACAGGAGAGCAGUCUGAAGCUCACUAGUGUAGAAUGACAAACACUGGCCAGAGUAUUCUCCCACUAUGUUAUGUAAUGAAUCAGACACUCAUCUGCUCAAGUGAAAGUGAUACUGUACCAAUGAAGGUGUUGUGUAGCUGAAUAAUAGCUUCACCUUUUAAAGACAAACAGACUCUAAGGACUGUGCCUUAUUAUUAUCUCAUAAAAACAUAUUGUGUUCCCAAAAACGAGAGCAGGGAUUUCUGAGGACAUCAGUGUGAGUCUUGACAUCCAGGAGUGUAGUUCAGGGUCUAGCAUCAAUGCUCUGUGUGGUGGAGCUCCUAGAUUCCAUCUGACAUCUGUAUAUUGCAGUUGAUUUAGUAAUUAGCGAGAGUUUAUUUAACUGAUGCUUAUUUGCUUUCUUGCUGAAAGUUAGAUGAAAAGACUGACACCACUUUCAUGUCUGUUUAGUCAAUAUGAAGCCACCGCCAGCAGCUCGUUAGAAAAAAAAUACCAAGGAAAGCUGUAUAUUUUCCUUAGAUAUAGUGUUCGAUUUAUGCCUUAAAGUUAUAGUGCGUAGUUUCUGCCGCCCCCAUGAGGAAUUCUAAGUAAUGACAACAAAACUGUCGGCGCGUCCACAUGAUACAAGCCUACCGUGACCGCGCCAUCACAAAGGACUAUAAAUUUGCUUAUUUUUCCUGAAUUAACUGCUCCAAGAUUCACCUGAUUCAUACAGCUUUAAUCCAACACUGGGGACACAACAACUGCAUGAUAACAAUGGCUGAAGCAGCAGUGAAUUCGACCCUAUGUAAAUCUGAUAUAAUGUAUUUAUUUAUUUUGUGAUUCUGAGUUCUCUAUCAUGUCUUCUGCAAAGUGUCACAGCUCAACAAUCAGCAUGUUCUCAUGUUAAAUUGUAUGUCUAUUUGUAUGUUUUCCCUUUCAAAAUGAACUGGUAUAUUUGUAGUACCUCACGUCUUAGUAAGCUGCAGUAUGUUAUGCUUUUUGAGGAAUCGUGAAUACUGGCUGUGCUUUGGACACAGUUCUGUGAAGUUUGUGUUGUCUUUAGCUAUUUCUGUUGCAAAUUUCUUUCCAAUUUUCUAUGUACUAUGAAAUAUGUUCUACAGCAGAGGGACUUUACAAGGUUGUUGCUUUUAUUUCUUAAAAUACUGUGAGAAUAGAGGGAGAUGACAUCAUUUAUAAUGUCAUUGAUCUUACACUGUACCAACAUUAGGUUUCCUUUACUGUAAGUCACUCUGCGCUCCCUUUUCAUGUCAAAUCUAAAGUUAGAUAUGCUUGUAUGGCCUUUAAUGAUUGUUGUCUUAUGGUACUAUGGUUUGUGCUUCCAAUUAUCUUUAUUAUAAAAUCGUUUAUGACAACAAA
Messenger RNA from Perca flavescens (yellow perch), 4220 nucleotides. RefSeq names its product adhesion G protein-coupled receptor D1 (gene adgrd1). Gene Ontology annotation, molecular function: G protein-coupled receptor activity. The transcript is spliced from 27 exons. Bases 112 to 2844 code for a protein of 910 amino acids. Gene Ontology annotation, cellular component: plasma membrane. Gene Ontology annotation, biological process: adenylate cyclase-activating G protein-coupled receptor signaling pathway; cell surface receptor signaling pathway. The record is from RefSeq and is a predicted model, not a curated record. NCBI's taxonomy places the organism in Eukaryota, Metazoa, Chordata, Actinopteri, Perciformes, Percidae.